ACUGCCAACCCGCUCAAAAACCCUACCUCAGGUGCUCAAACACUCUCUAGCUCUCUUCUGUAUUUUGAUUUCCGAACGUUUGAGUUGUACAGAAACCAAGGGAUAUACUACUAUGCUACACUGAUUCAAAUUUUGUACUCCUUCUACCUCGAAUCCCAGAGCGUUUCUGCACCCAAUUCCGCUCCCCAAAUUUUGUUUUAGGGUUCCACACAAGAUGACAAUGGAGGAGGACGUCGUGCUGCGCGACGUCACCAAUGCUGGCGUUGUCAUCAGCGACCGCAUUUCUAGAGAAGUUGCCACUCAACUUGAUCUUGAGGAAGCGCUGGAAGCUUCCAGAUACGCUAGCGAUCCGUAUACAACCCACCCUAGAGAGUGGCCCCCUCUGGUGGAAGUGGUAGAUACUUGGGAGUUGCCUCAAGUGCUUAUAGAAAGAUAUAAUGCCGCCGGCGGGGAAGGAACUGCCUUAUGUGGAAUAUUUCCGGAAAUACGAAGAGCUUGGGCAUCUGUUGAUAAUUCUUUAUUUCUUUGGCGAUUUGACAAGUGGGAUGGUCAAUGUCCUGAGUUUAAUGUGGAGGAGCAAGCCAUCUGUGCCGUUGGCCUCACCAAAUCCAAGCCUGGUGUUUUUGUUGAAGCAAUACAAUAUCUUUUAAUUCUAGCUACGCCAGCAGAGUUGAUUCUUGUAGGAGUAUGCUCUUCUGGUGGUGUUGAUGGUACGGAUCCGUAUGCAGAGAUUUCACUCCAGCCUUUGCCAGAGUAUACUAUAACAUCAGAUGGAGUCACUAUGACCUGCAUCACUUGUACUGACAAAGGACGAAUUUUUUUGGCUGGCCGUGAUGCCAACAUUUAUGAACUUCAUUACACUUCUGGUUCUGGUUGGCAAAAGCGUUGUCGUAAAAUUUGCCUUACUUCUGGUUUAGGAAGUGUGAUAUCAAGAUGGGUUGUGCCAAAUGUAUUCAAGUUUGGAGCUGUUGAUCCCAUUGUUGAAAUGAUCUAUGAUAGUGAAAGAUGCAUUUUAUAUGCAAGAACUGAGGAAAUGAAAGUUCAAGUAUUUGUGUUGGGACCCAAUGGUGAUGGACCGCUUAAGAAAGUAGCAGAAGAAAGAAAUCUGAUCAAUCAGAGAAAUGGAAUGUAUGGAAGUAGACAGUCAAAAGGACCUAGAACUAUGAAUCGGUCGGUAAUGCCAUCUAUUGUCUGCAUGUCACUCUUAUCUACAGUUGAAUCGAAGUCAUUGCACCUUCUAGCAGUUCUAUCAGAUGGUAGAAGAAUGUAUUUGACUACUUCACCAUCAAACGGAAACUUGGGUGCAUAUAAUUCCAGCCAUCAGACACCAAGUUGUUUAAAAGUCGUGGCUACAAGGCCUUCUCCUCCUCUAGGUGUUGGUGGGGGUCUUACAUUUGGUGCCAACUCUGUUUCUGGUAGACCUCAAAAUGAAGAGCUGUUGUCAAAGGUCGAGACAGCAUUUUACUCUGCUGGAAAUCUAGUCCUCUCUGAUUCAUCACCACCAACUGUAUCUUCCCUUCUCCUUGUUAGCAAGGAUCCGGCAGCACAAUCCUCCAUGUCUGGUACUUCGUCCUUAAAUGCAAGGACUUCUUUUGCUUUAAGGGAAACUGUUUCUUCUCUUCCUGUUGAAGGUCGAAUGCUUUUUGUAGCAGAUGUUUUACCCUUACCAGAUGCUGCAGCCACUAUGCAGUCUUUAUAUUCACAGAUUGAAUUUGGGGUGUCGGAUUUCCCAGAUGAGCAUAGUGAAAAAGCAGUUGGAAAACUGUGGGCAAGAGGAGAUCUAUCUACCCAACACAUAUUACCUAGGAGGAGACUUGUUGUAUUCAGUACCAUGGGCAUGAUGGAGAUAGCUUUCAACAGGCCUGUAGAUAUUUUGAGAAGGUUGUUUGAGUCUAAUUCGCCAAGAUCAAUUUUAGAAGACUUCUUCAAAAGGUUCGGAGCUGGUGAAGCAGCUGCCAUGUGUCUAAUGUUGGCUUCAAGGAUUGUCCAUUGUGAAAGUCUCAUAACCAAUGUCAUUGCAGACAAGGCAGGUGAAGCUUUUGAGGAUCCGAGAAUAGUUGGAAUGCCUCAACUUGGAGGCAGUACUGCCUUGUCAGACUCAAGAACUGCUGCUGGUGGGUUUAGCAUGGGUCAGGUUGCUCAGGAGGCUGUGCCAGUUUUUUCAGGUGCACAUGAAGGACUUUGCUUAUGCUCAUCAAGAUUGCUUUUUCCACUCUGGGAACUUCCUGUCGUGGCGGUUAAAGGUAUCUCAGAUUCCGCAAAUACUUCACACAAUGGACUAGUUGCAUGUAGACUUUCUGCUGGAGCCAUGCAAAUCCUUGAGAACAAGCUCCGUGCUCUUGAGAAGUUCCUAAGGUCGAGAAGGAACCAGCGAAGAGGUCUUUACGGUUGUGUAGCUGGCUUGGGAGAUGUUACAGGUUCAAUUCUUUAUGGUACUGGUUCAGAUCUUGUUUCUAGUGAUCGGAAUAUGGUGAAAAGCAUUUUUGGUACAUACUCAAGAAACAUGGAAUCUGCUGGGACUGGAGCUUCUAAUAAAAGGCAGAGAUUACCUUACAGCCCUGCUGAGUUGGCAGCCAUGGAGGUUAGGGCAAUGGAAUGUAUCAGGCAGCUGCUGCUGAGAUCUGCUGAAGCUUUAUUUUUGCUUCAGCUUCUUUCUCAACACCACUUAACACGCUUGGUUCAGGGCUUAGAUGAUAGUUUUAGGCAGGCAAUAGCUCAAUUGACUUUUAAUCAGCUUGUUUGUUCAGCAGAGGGCGAUAAUCUGACUACAAGACUUAUAUCUUCUCUAAUGCAGUACUAUACUGGUCCUGAUGGCAGGGGAACUGUAGAUGACAUUAGUGGGAGAUUAAGGGAAGGCUGUCCAAGCUACUUUAAAGAGUCUGACUAUAAAUUUUUCUUAGCCGUGGAGUGUCUGGAGAGAGCUGCUGUAACUCUUGACCCAAUGGAGAAAGAGAAUCUUGCUAGGGAAGCCUUUAAUUGUCUGAGUAAAAUUCCAGAGUCUGCGGAUUUACGAACUGUAUGCAAACGCUUUGAGGAUUUAAGAUUCUAUGAAGCUGUAGUUCGUUUGCCUCUGCAGAAGGCCCAGGCUCUUGACCCUGCAGGCAAUGCUUUCAAUGAUCAAAUUGAUUUGGCUGCUCGAGAACGCGCACUUUCUGAGCGUGAGCAAUGCUAUGAGAUUAUUAUAAGUGCUCUACGUUCACUAAAAGGUGAUGUCUCACUGAAGGAAUUUGGGUCUCCUAUGAAGCCUGCUGCUUCAAGGUCCAUUCCUGAUAUGGCAUCACGUAGUAAAUAUAUAUGCCAGAUUGUUCAGCUUGGAGUUCAAUCCCCGGACAAAAUUUUCCAUGGUUACUUGUAUCGGUCGAUGAUUGAUUUGGGGCUUGACAAUGAAUUGUUAGAAUAUGGGGGACCAGAUUUGGUACCGUUCCUUCAAAAUGCUGGACGGCAUCCUAUACAAGAGGUUCGAGCUGUCUCAGCUUUAACAGCUGGGGCUUCUCCAAUUGGCCAGUCUGGAGCAGUUGGCGCAUCAAAUGAAGCCAAAUUUUUUGAUCUCUUAGCUCGCUACUAUGUUAUGAAGCGGCAACAUUUGCUUGCUGCUCAUGUGCUGCUAAGAUUAGCUGGUAGACGCUCUUCUGAUCCUGGGGAUGUUCCUACUUUGGAGGAGAGGUGCCAAUACUUGAGCAAUGCAGUUUUACAAGCAAAGAAUGCAAACAGUAGCAAGGGGUUGGCAACUUCUACCCCUGAUACCUUAGACAAUGGAUUGCUUGAACAGCUUGAAGGGAAACUUGCUGUUCUUCGUUUCCAGAUGAAAAUUAAGGAGGAACUGGAGGCUUUAGCUUCAAGAAUAGAAGCCGUGCCAAGUACAUCUGAUUCAGUCCAAAAUGAAAUGAUCCCAGAUAAUGAUUUGGUUGCUAAUUCCAGUAUUGCAAAUACAGCUCGGCAAAAGGCCCAAGAGCUCUCAUUAGAGUUAAAGACUAUAACUCAGCUAUAUAAUGAAUAUGCCGUUCCAUUUGAGCUAUGGGAGAUAUGUUUGGAAAUGUUGUACUUCGCAAACUAUUCUUCUGAUGACAAUACUAGUAUUGUCAGAGAAACUUGGGCUCGAUUAAUUGACCAAGCUCUUUCUACUGGUGGCAUCGCUGAAGCUUGUUCAGUACUUAAAAGGGUUGGCUUCCACAUUUACCCCGGCGAUGGAGCUGGAAUACCUUUGGAGUCUCUUUGUCUUCACCUUGAGAAGGCUGCAUUGGAGAGAUUAGAUUCAGGUGUUGAAUCUGUUGGGAACGAUGAUGUUGCAAGAGCCCUCGUUGCUGUUUGCAAGGGUGCAACUGAGCCCGUAUUGAAUGCUUAUGAUCAAUUGCUGUUGAAUGGUGCAAUGCUGCCCUCACCCAAACUCAGGUUACGCCUCCUCCAAUCUGUGUUAGUGGUACUCCAUGAGUGGGCUAUGUCCAUAUCUUCACAGACUAUGGGUAGAAGUGCAACUGCAGCAUCUCUGGUUCUUGUUGGAAAUUACUCUUUGGAUCAAAUAGCUAUUGCCAACCAAGGGGUUCGGGACAAGAUAGCCAGUGCUGCAAACAGAUAUAUGACUGAGGUUCGUAGGUUAGCCCUUCCACAAAACCAAACUGAGGCUGUCUAUCGAGGCUUUAAGGAGCUUGAAGAGUCACUAGUUAGUUCCUUUUCUUUUAGUCAAUUUUGAUUUAUAUAAUCUUUGUUGUUGUACCAAAUGUUUGAGGCUUCAAUUGAUUUUUUCAAGAUGCAAGGGUAGAUUUUUCAUGGCUGAAGUAGCUUCUGUAACCCUAUACUUGAUGCUGCAAUGUAAUAUUAUCAAAAGGUAGUUAAUGAUGCAGUGUAAUGUUGAAUAAUAGAAACUUCUUACUUGUGUUGGCGUGUUGAUGCAUGUAAAGCUAUCAUAACUGUCGCUUUGGUUCA
Messenger RNA from Cucurbita pepo subsp. pepo (vegetable marrow), 4920 nucleotides. RefSeq names its product nucleoporin 155 (gene NUP155). Gene Ontology annotation, molecular function: structural constituent of nuclear pore. The record is from RefSeq and is a predicted model, not a curated record. Gene Ontology annotation, biological process: protein localization to nuclear inner membrane; protein import into nucleus; RNA export from nucleus. Gene Ontology annotation, cellular component: nuclear pore; nuclear pore inner ring. NCBI's taxonomy places the organism in Eukaryota, Viridiplantae, Streptophyta, Magnoliopsida, Cucurbitales, Cucurbitaceae.